AUGAAUGAUCUUAUCGUAUCGCUACAUGCUGAGCAUUCACGAUUCCGACACUCUUGCAGUGUGUUGUUGAGAGGUUUGGUUGAAGAUGAAGAUCUGGAAGACCUUUUAGACAAGACUACUAAGGAGGAUUGGGAGAAGGCGUUAACUCAAGGGCUUGAGAGGAGCCUCAGAGAGAAGCUUGGACAUCGCUACUAUGCAUACACCGAGAUAAUAAAACAUAUCCAGGAGAAGCUUGAAAAGUUGGGGAACGUAGUAGGCAUGAGCAAGCAACAGCAAUGGUACGAGAAGACAGAAUACGAGAACCAGAAAACAUGGUAUAAGAUUAAUGAAUGCAUAAAACACAGCAAGCACAAGCAACUGCUCGAAGAUAUCGAAAAGUACAACACAAGGUUGGAGCAGAUGACACCAGGAAUAUUGGCGCUGGCACAAACAGCACCCCUUCAGCCGAAGAAGGCAGAUCUGAGUUACUGGGAUUCUAUCAGGCACGCAGCCCUCGAAGAUCGAGCGACUGAAAAGAAGGGAUCUCAUAGGUUCAAGUUGUCGUUCAAGACGCCUGAAACAGGUGAUAACGGACAAUCCGUUAAAAGUGCUGUUUGGAAGAAUGCAGAGUUUGAAGCAGUUGAGAGUGAAAGUCUCCCAGUAAAUCUCCCUCGAUCUCCCGGAGGUGUUGCUUUCGCCUCAGUAGGUACAAUUGCUUCACCUAGUCCCAAGGUGGAGAAGCAUAUCAACGAUUUCUGCAAGGAGCUCACGCAACAUUCAUGCCAGCUAGCAUUGCGUUGCAUAGGAUAUAUGCUUCAAGAGGAGCACAAACACUACAUUUAUAUUCCGGAGCGCUCUCUCACCUCAGGAAGACCCAGGAACACACUCACUCUUUACAACUUCCUCUCGAACAAGGGGAAACUGGGUAUGCACUAUAACUUUGGCAGCGUGAACUCGAAGAUGUCUUUUAAAGAUUGCACCUUCGUCAUGCAGAAUUUCCCCUCAUUCACCAUUACGAAAGUAUCUCAACCUAGCAAGACUACUACUCGCCAGAUGGUCAUUCGAAAUGAAGCAAUAUUUCGACUCAGGGCGACUUUGGUUGAGCUCUCUACUGUAGCAACACUAGAGGCACAAGAAGAAGUUGACGACCAUAGGAUCACGGAGGAAUUGACAGACUUCAAUACAGCAGAGAGACUUUCAAAGGCUGUCGCACUCAACAAUACACUUGAGUGGAAUGCAGUGGUUGAUCGACGUUUGCGCUGUGGCUUCCAUUCGCCUCCGGAUUUUACAAGGAAGGACUUCAGAGCAGAGUUUUAUCAGUUUGUUGUAGGACCCCUAGAGAAGCUAUACAAUGAAUCGAAGGUUGACUGA
Messenger RNA from Fusarium subglutinans, 1350 nucleotides. RefSeq lists its product as uncharacterized. The coding region runs from base 1 to 1350 and encodes 449 amino acids. NCBI's taxonomy places the organism in Eukaryota, Fungi, Ascomycota, Sordariomycetes, Hypocreales, Nectriaceae. The record is from RefSeq and is a predicted model, not a curated record. The transcript is spliced from 4 exons.